Messenger RNA from Striga asiatica, 2960 nucleotides. Lineage: Eukaryota; Viridiplantae; Streptophyta; Magnoliopsida; Lamiales; Orobanchaceae. The record is from the annotation of a GenBank genome assembly.
CACAAGAAACACAAUCCCACGUGGCGCGUCCACAUUCACAAACGCUAGCCUUUUUAGUUAUUAGUGUGUGCGUGUAUGUCUGCACUCUCCACUUUCAUCAGUAAUCGUCUUGUGCAGAAAAAAAGAAAAAGAAGAGUAAAAAUGGCUUCAGCUAUUGGGGUGUCGGGGAUGGUAGGCAAACCCCUGAGCUUGAGCUCCAGGUCGAGUGGUGUGUGGAUCCCCACCACCAGCUUCAAAACACUGGCACUUUUCGGCUCGAAAAAGAAGGCGGCGCCACCCAAAUCUAAGCCGGUCACCCCAGCCGACGAGGAGCUCGCCAAGUGGUACGGGCCUGACAGGAGAAUUUUUUUGCCGGAUGGACUGUUGGACAGAUCAGAAAUCCCCGAAUACCUGACUGGAGAAGUUCCUGGAGACUAUGGGUAUGAUCCCUUUGGCCUCAGCAAGAAACCUGACGACUUUGCCAAAUAUCAAGCAUAUGAGCUCAUCCACGCUCGAUGGGCAAUGCUCGGUGCUGCUGGUUUCAUCAUCCCUGAGGCGUUCAACAAAUUCGGAGCUAAUUGUGGCCCUGAAGCUGUUUGGUUCAAGACUGGUGCCCUGCUUCUUGACGGGAACACAUUGAAUUACUUUGGAAAGAACAUCCCCAUUAAUCUUGUUGUUGCUGUGGUUGCUGAGGUCGUACUCGUGGGGGGUGCCGAAUACUACAGAAUUAUAAAUGGUUUGGACUUGGAGGACAAGCUUCAUCCUGGAGGCCCUUUUGACCCAUUGGGGCUUGCAAACGAUCCUGACCAGGCAGCGUUAUUGAAGGUGAAGGAGAUUAAGAAUGGACGACUGGCCAUGUUUGCUAUGCUUGGCUUCUUCCUUCAGGCGUACGUAACCGGGCAAGGUCCCGUUGAAAACCUUGCAGCACACUUGAGUGAUCCUUUUGGCAACAACUUGCUUACGGUUAUCUCUGGUUCUGCUGAAAGAGUUCCCACUCUGUAAUUCCCACACUUUUUUCUUGGAUCCCUCACAAUUGUACAAUCCGCUGAGACAUAUUUCAAGGCCAUUAACCCCAUAUGAAUUAUUUUAAUUGCUCACAACCAUUUUACACACAGAACCUAUAUAUGCCUUUCCUUUCGUGUUCUUGCUCAGAAAAAUAGCACACAUGCAUAAAACAUCACAAUUGUUCUGUAGCAUCUACAGGGUAGUGUAUACUUCUAAAUUUUAGUUGGUAAACAGAUGAAAAUAUGCAAUAAAAAUGUGCAUAAUGGGUCUUCAAAUCAAGAUAUUCAUUUAGUAAUUAUAGGUAGAGUUCAGACGAGUACUAUGAUAUUGUAAAAUAAUAGUUUGGUCGUGUCAUUGCCUAUACCAAACCAUGUGUAUUCUUGAUUAGUGGCAUCGCUUUUAUAUGUUUAAGAGCGAAAAAGAAAAUAAAAAUUUACAAGUGUUUAGAAUGAUGGAUCCUUCCAAACCAUCUUGUAAAGAAAUUAAAAUGAAGUGAAGAAUAUGACAGGAGCACCUAAGAAGAAAAAUAUAUAAUUUGGACACCGUAUUAUGGCUAUUUUAGCGGAUUUAGUACGUAAUGUUUUUCUUGAAACUCAGAAGCUGAACUCAUGCAAUGCGAAAUAGAAGAUCAAAUACAAGUUCAAAAUAAAUGGUGCCAUACACUUUGUAAAUGUAAACUGCAUGAAUGGCCUCAGCAUGCAUUUUUCUUAGAACAGUCAUGAGUAAUGUAAAACACUGAAACCAUCACAAGAUGGUACAAUAUUAAGUCAAUGCAUUCCAACAUUUAUUCAUUAUUUCAGCCAUGCAUGAGUACAUUCUCCAUUGAUGUAAUUUAGCUUACUUUUCCAACGGCAUGAGCCUGAAUCAAAUCUAAUUUCAUGAGAUGAAUUUGAAAACUAAGCAUCAUUGCCACAUCAUCAAUUGUCCAUAAACUAAAUUAAAGUUGAUAUAACAAUAGAAAAAAGAGUAGUAUUACAAUUUGUGUUGAAUGUCAGGAAAUAUAUGAUGUUUGAGCAGGUAGGCGUAACUACUUGGCAUAAGCCCAGAAGUCAGUCUCAUUCCUUAGAGAUAAUGGAUUGUUUUGGUUGAUAGAGGAGGAGUUUGUACUAUUGGAUUCCUGAUGGUGAUGUCGGGUUGUAGGUGCAUUGAUCUCAAUAAGGCAUUCGUUGAAAUUCGGAUGAUCGUCUGAUGUGGGCUGCUUAUUGCAUUCUAAUAUUGCGGGCUGUGGAGCUUGGUAAUUACCUGCAGGACUUAUUGCACUCUCGCAGCAAUCUUCUCUUAUGAACUGUUUAACCUGCAUACAAUUACUGCUCCCAUUAUCGUAAUUACCUGCAUUAAUGGUAUUACUCGGGCUUGUUGUAGUGGUCGUCGCAAUACCGAAAUUAUGAUGAUGAGUGGAGCUACUUAGCAUCAAUGGCUUAUUAACGAUGAAAUUCUGGGAUUCAAGCUGCUGCUGUGGAUAUUGAUGAUAUGGGGGCAAUAAGGGUAUAAUGGUAUUAUUGUGAUCAGUAUAACUAAUAUUUUGAUCAUGAGAGUGCAACAAAUAUGGAGAUGGAGUGGAGUGAUUGAUAUUAUCAAUAUUGUUGCUGCAGCUGUUUCUAUGGGUGAAGAGGGAUCGGGAUUCGGUUGCAGCAGCAGCAAUAGAUAUAGAAGAAGUGCUCAUAUUGAGGUCUGCAUCAUCACCAUCAUCAUAAGCAUGACUAGUAUUAACAUUGUUCAUCAUCACCAUCAUUGACAUCCCACUACUACUAUUGCCAUUACUGUUGCCAACUUUGAACAGAUUCUUCUUCUUGAAUACUCGACAAACAACCCAUCCGUCUUCCUGAUCAGUCAUCAAUUAAUUACAUCAUAUGCAUAAUUUUGUAGAUAUGAUAAUGCCAGUUGCCAGUUAAGAUGCUAGCUACUUACUGCAGUAGUGGCAGUUGGGUCAUGAGUCAUGUCAUCAUCAUCAUCAAGGCGGUACUCGUGCAUGAUCC